Molecule: messenger RNA, 878 nt
Organism: Acanthoscelides obtectus
Lineage: Eukaryota; Metazoa; Arthropoda; Insecta; Coleoptera; Chrysomelidae
Source: the annotation of a GenBank genome assembly
UGUCAAAGAUGAACACUGGGAUGGAGUUAAUCAGGUGAAAAUGGAGAAUCAGUUAGUAGUUGGGGUUAAAUCCGAAAAACCAGAAGCAGAACCAACUGUGAACAACACAAAGUUUGAAAAUAUGGACAUUUGGACACUAAAUGAAGAGUUUGAUAUCAAAAAUGAAUGUGAAAUGCUCGUCCAAAAUAAAGAUAAAGCGGGAAAAAGGAACAACGAAAUCCACCGAUCGAAGAAGGAAAACAGUCGUUCAUCUGCUAUAUUUGUAACUAUAGCGAGCCAUUGUAAAAAGGGUUUGAUCGGUCAUAUCAAAAGGAAACAAUUGCUAUUUACGAUCUAAUUUGGGAAAAUCACGAUCUGUAUCCAGAAAACAGUAUCUGUAAUCGUUGCAAUCAAAUGUAAUAAGGUGUUCAAAAGCAAAACAUCACUAGAUAAUCAUUUUGGUUAAAAGGCAUGUAGGAUCUAUGGCGUCAGUUUCAUCUAAAAUACAUGAAUGCGCAUUCUGUGAUUUUAAAACCGCUUAUAAAGGGGAUAUAACCAGGCAUGUGCUAAAGCAUACUACUAAACUACGCAUAUGCAGACAUUGUAAUACAUCAUUUAAAACAGAACGAUCGCUUUUUGGCCAUAUUUAAAGAGACAUCCCAACUUUAGCGGGACAGUUUCUAGUAAGAUAUGAAUGUAUGCAUUGUCCACAUAAACAAAUAGCUAGGAGAAGUUUUAUAAGGCACCUGGCAAGACAUGAUACUCAAACGACUUUCAAAUGUAAUAACUGUGAUGCUUCAUUCAGUACUAAACGAUGCUUAGAAAACCACGUCUUACAGAAACAUCCUAAAUUUGAGUCAUCCGUGUCCUGUAAAAUACAUAAAUGUACACAUUGUGAA